AUGGCUGUAAACUCAAGCACUGCCACCCGGCGCUACGACCUGGAUCAACUCAAGACUUUCCUCACCGGACUGGUCAUUGUGCACCACACUGCCAUUCCUUAUGGUGGCGCUGGCAACUGGCAAUUUCGAUCCCAGCUGAUUGGCAAGGACUUUCUGUCUCAGCCUCUAAUCCUUUUCAACGGUUUCAACCAGUCCUUUUUCAUGGGCUUGUUUUUCUGGAUCUCGGGGCGUAUGUCUGCACAGGCAUUGAGUAAGCCGAAGGCGUCCACGGCUGGCUUCCUCGGGGGCAGACUCGUGCGCUUGGGAAUACCGACAAUACUCAACACGAUAUUUGGCCCACCCUUGGUGGCAUGCUUGGCACAAGGUCGUGUGGGCGACAUAUACCAAGAAUACUGGAGGCAGCUGCGCGGUGUGAAGGGCGUGACAUGGUACACGGCCACAUUACUUACUUUUGAUUUUGUGGCCGCGUCCCUUCAGCACCUGGGGCAGAAAAACUCCGAUGGUAUCAGAGGCGGCCUGGAGAAUGUCUCGCCUUAUAUCUACAGCACCAUCAACAGGCACGGUUGGCUCUUGACGGCUGUCAUAAGCUUUGUGAUUAGGCUCCGUUUUCCAGUCGGGACGCCACUCGCCCCGUUGGGAGUCCAGCCUGCUUACUUGGCACAGUACAUAAUGGCUUACACACUUGGUUACAUGUCCUUACCGCAAGGAGAUCUGCGGAUGAUGGGGCCCUUCGAGAUGCGGCACACAGAGAAGUCAGCAGAACGUGUGCCGGUUGGAAAAGAGAAUCUCGGAAGAGUAGUGAAGCGGUCUCUUCGACUUGCCGUCACGAUGUCAGCACUGACCCUGCCAUUUUGCUUUCUUACAUCCGACGGAAGCUUUGCAUGGGCUGGGGGCUGGAACCUGAAUGCCGCCGCUUACGCCGUAUGGAAUGAAUGGUCGUUCAUGCUGGUCGGGCCGGCCUUGAUGGAUUACUUCCAAGCAUAUCACAAUACACCGACUAUGUCUUGGUUAUGGCAGCCUAGAUACUCUUAUGUUGCCUUCAUUGUUCACCCUCCGCUGAGCGUCGCUAUAGAAGUCUUAUUAGACAAGGUGAUUGCGGACAAGGCCGCAAUGUCUCUCUUUCUUGCAACCUCAUUUGGAAGCCUACUCGGGCCAGCUAUGUUAACAGGCUUCGUUGGCCUUGUGAACGCCGCCGCGGCCUUUGCUGUGGGAAGGUGUCUACUUUGGGCGUUUCCUGUUAUUAAGCGAAUCUUGUGA
Diaporthe amygdali is the source of this 1257-nucleotide messenger RNA. RefSeq lists its product as uncharacterized. The record is from RefSeq and is a predicted model, not a curated record. Bases 1 to 1257 code for a protein of 418 amino acids. Gene Ontology annotation, molecular function: acyltransferase activity, transferring groups other than amino-acyl groups. NCBI's taxonomy places the organism in Eukaryota, Fungi, Ascomycota, Sordariomycetes, Diaporthales, Diaporthaceae. The transcript has 2 exons.